GAGACUUCGCGACUUUGCGAAGCUGCGGCUGCUCUCCAUGUGAGCUCCGGCUCGAGGAGCGAGGAAGAGGAAGAGAAGCGCGAGAAGACGAAGGGGAGCGAGCGGAGCACCUCGCGGUUCGCGCGCGCUCACACUGACUCGCAUGUGUUAAAAUCGGCGCUUUUACUCCGACCGAGUAAUUAUGGGUUGUCAGAAAUCCAAGCUGAGCGAGAGGCAGAAUGGCGGUGCUCUCGAUGUGAAGAAGCAGCAGCCCGUACGUACCAACCAAACUAUCUAUGUGCGAGACCCCACCUCCGGUAGCCCACACAUAGCAUCUUCAUCCCAGGAUGGACAUCUCCUCCCUGGUCAGAUGUUCCAGAAUAUGGAAGCCCAGAAAGAGUCGGGUAAAAUAGUCAUUGCUUUGUACCCAUAUGAGGCCGUGCACACUGAUGACCUGGGAUUCAAGAAAGGAGAAAAACUUAAAGUUCUCGAAGAGAAUGGAGAGUGGUGGAAGGCCAAGUCCCUCACCACCCGGAAGGAAGGGUUCAUCCCCUCCAACUACGUGGCGGAAAUCGAUACGAUGGAAACCGAAGAGUGGUUUUUCAAGGACAUCACGAGGAAAGAUGCAGAGAGGCAACUUCUGGCACCUGCCAACAAAGCUGGGUCUUUCCUUGUCCGAGAGAGCGAGACCUCGAAAGGGAGUUACUCCCUCUCAAUCAGGGACGUGGACAUUCAUGGAGUGGACAGUGUCAAACAUUACAAAAUCCGCACGCUGGACAACGGCGGCUACUAUAUCUCCCCGAAGAUCACCUUCCAGGACAUUAACAGCAUGUUAAAGCAUUACCACAAGCAAGCCGACGGCCUCUGCAGGAAGCUGGAGAAACCAUGCGAGAAGCCAAAGGCACAGAUGCCAUGGGAUAAAGACGCAUGGGAGAUCUCCAAGGAGUCCAUCAAGAUGGUGAAGAAGCUGGGAGCCGGACAGUUUGGGGAAGUCUGGAUGGCCUACUACAACAACUCAACCAAGGUGGCGGUGAAGACCCUGAAGCCGGGCACCAUGUCGCCGGAGGCCUUCCUUGAGGAGGCAAACCUGAUGAAGACGCUGCAGCAUGAUCGCCUGGUGCGCCUGUAUGCCGUGGUCACCAAGACCGAGCCCAUCUACAUCAUCACGGAGUUCAUGGCCAAUGGCAGCCUCUUAGAUUUCUUAAAAAGUGACCCUGGCGGCAGAAUACAGCUACCAAAACUGAUCGAUUUCUCAGCCCAGAUCGCCGAGGGCAUGGCCUACAUCGAGAAGAAGAACUACAUCCAUCGAGACCUGCGGGCUGCCAAUGUGCUCGUGUCCGAGAGCCUGCUGUGCAAAAUCGCCGACUUCGGCCUGGCGCGAGUCAUCGAGGACGACCAGUACACCGCCAGAGAGGGAGCUAAGUUUCCCAUCAAGUGGACCGCCCCGGAGGCCAUCAACUACGGGUCCUUCACCAUCAAAUCCGACAUGUGGUCCUUCGGCAUCCUGCUCUACGAAAUCAUCACCUAUGGGAAGAUGCCUUACCCAGGGAUGAGUAACAGCGAGGUCAUGACCUCUGUCCAACGGGGGUACCGGAUGCCGAAGCCAGAGGACUGCCCCGCCGAGCUGUACGAUAUUAUGGGCACCUGCUGGAAGACCAAACCUGAAGACCGGCCAACAUUCGACUACAUACAGAGCGUGCUGGACGACUUCUACACCGCCACGGAGGGCCAGUACCAGCAGCAGCCAUAGGAGACGUUUCCUCAGCGGGAGGCCAUUGGCACCGUGAUCUGAAAGCAUCUGGACUGGACGCAGCUGGAAUUCUGCUGGACAGUCUGACCAUUUGCUUAUUUUCAAGCAAAUGUGACGGCAGAUUUCUGUUCUCAUACUUCAAAUUGAAGUUUGUAACAUAAACAUAUUCUGUUGCAACUUUUAAAUUACUCAGGGUACUUUUAUAAGUAAACUGUCUGUACAAUUUUGUGUUUAACAUUUUGAAAAAAAAAAGUUGAAUUAUUUAAAUAUUUUAGUCAGCUGUUCAUUCCCAUCUAAUAGACUGAACCAGUUACUGAAGUUCGAUGAUGGGGUUCAGGCUGCUGGUGAAUCAGCACGUAUGUUUUAACUAGGGGCGUAAGGAGUUGCGAAAAGAUUACAUCUCUAGCAAUAUUUUUAUAGUUUAAUAAUCACAGGUGCCGUUUGCAAAUUUACAUUCUUCAAGACGGCUGCUCUUCAUUAAUAAGGACAAGUCUUCACAGAUGGAUACAGUUCUUUAGCUCCACAACGGAAGUGCUCAAAGUGGAAUGAAGGAAAAAGACAUGACGCUUACAGCAAAAUGUAAAUGUUUGUGAACAUGGAAUACUUUGCAUGUUGCUGGAACAGUUAUUGGUAAAAGUAUGAAGGAAAGAUCCUGCAUGGACUCUCUGCUACACACUGCCAGCAAUAUGGUAGAAUGGCGGUGUGCAUCUUGGCUCCGUUCUCGGGUCAGCUGCUUUCCUGCUGACAAAUGGAUAUCAGCCCCAGGAAGUACUGCAUUACACCCCAGUUAGUCUCAUUUAUAUAACAGUUUGUCUGCAGCUAACAAUCAAUCUUAAGGCAAGGAACAAGACUCAGUGCAUAAAAUGAGCAUUAAAUGGAAAUAUGUCUCUUAGGCCUUGGCUGAUUUAAUACUCAUGUGAUUUAGCUGACGGAAUGUAAAGUUGGUUCUUAGUUCAUGUACCAUGUCAGGUGAAUUCAUGCACGAGGUCCCUGAUCUCAGUCAUGCCUGUGAUGUCCACCACUGAAAGGACUUAUAUGGACUUCUUUUUAAUAAACUGCCAUUUUUUUUGUUUUUGCUGAUAUUUUUAAUACAUUUCAUGAUCUUUAAAUUUCCCAGUGGCAC
Molecule: messenger RNA, 2852 nt
Organism: Scleropages formosus (Asian bonytongue)
Lineage: Eukaryota; Metazoa; Chordata; Actinopteri; Osteoglossiformes; Osteoglossidae
Product: tyrosine-protein kinase Lyn-like
Exons: 13
Coding region: 182-1729 (515 amino acids)
Biological process (GO): protein phosphorylation
Molecular function (GO): protein binding; protein tyrosine kinase activity; ATP binding
Source: RefSeq, a predicted model, not a curated record